Nerophis lumbriciformis (worm pipefish) is the source of this 2412-nucleotide messenger RNA. RefSeq names its product peroxisomal biogenesis factor 2 (gene pex2). Gene Ontology annotation, biological process: protein import into peroxisome matrix. Gene Ontology annotation, molecular function: zinc ion binding. Gene Ontology annotation, cellular component: peroxisomal membrane. NCBI's taxonomy places the organism in Eukaryota, Metazoa, Chordata, Actinopteri, Syngnathiformes, Syngnathidae. The record is from RefSeq and is a predicted model, not a curated record.
AUUGCUCUGUCAAGAUCACCAUAGCGAGGAAUGGCUCGUUAAAAUUGAAUGCGUAGUGCUCAACAAGAAAAAAGCAGGUAUGGAUCAAGAGGGCAGUAAGGUAGCGGGAUCUCUUCCAGAAAUAUCUUGUGACCCACUGAUCCCAGUCCUGCGCAUCAGCCAGCUGGAUGCUCUUGAGCUUGACUCGGCCCUGGAGCAACUCCUAUGGACCCAGUUUUCCCAGUGCUUCCAGAACUUCCGCCCGGGCCUUCUGACACCUCUGGAGCCCGAACUGAAGGCUUUGCUGCAGCUGCUUCUGUGGAGGUUCACUUUGUAUCCUAACAGCACCACUGUGGGCCAGUCUAUACUGAGCCUACACUACCACAACACCUUGUCCACAUCUGCCCGCUACAAGCCUCUCACCCAGAGGCAGAAAUUGGCUCUGGUUUUGCUAACAGCGGGUCCCCGCUGGCUUCAAGAGCGCGCCCACAGCCUUCGACUGUGUCUUGGUUUGACUUCAGGAGUGUCUGAAGGUGAUGGCACAUUUUCCCAAAAGGCCCUCAGCAUUUCUCUGACUCUAAUGUCAGGCAUAGCCCGUCUUGCAAGUCUUGUCAACUUCCUUGUGUUCCUCAGCAAAGGUCAACACCCAGUCUUGGCUGAAAGGAUCAUUGGAGCUCAGGCCGUUUUUAGCAAGCCCAACGUGACGCGGGACAUUACAUACCAAUAUAUGAAUCGCGAGCUGCUGUGGCACGGCUUUGCAGAGUUCCUCAUUUUCCUACUACCGCUCAUCAACGUAAGAAAACUCAAAUCAAACAUUUAUUCCUUUCUACUCGGGGCAGACGGAAGUGACAUAGAGAGUGCACGGGGUAAGGAUGAGGUGUGGAAAGAAUGUGCGCUGUGUGGAGAGUGGCCGACCUUGCCUCACCGGGGAGGCUGUCAACAUGUUUUCUGCUACUACUGUAUCAAAAGUCAUAUUAUUACAAACAGUUGCACCAUUUGUCCUAAAUGUGGUGCAGAGGCAAGGCAGAUAGAGCCAGUUAAGAUGGAGGUAGAGAUGUUUGUCAGGCAGUAAAUUUAAAGAAAAUUACUUUGAGUCAUAUGUUCAUACUCGUACAAAUUAAGGGCGCAACGUUGCGACAGCCUCACAGUUCAGUAGGUUCCCUGGUGUUAGCUCAUGGUUUGAUAUGUACAUUGGUGCAGAAGGGAACAAAAUGGCAUACAAAAAACUGCUUACCUUUUCACAUUUGAUGAUUUUUCAAAUAAGUCAUAAAAAACUACAAACUGUUUACAGUUAACUCUUUAAUAAUUACACUUCUUAAAUAGAAAAUAAGUACCGGUACAGGGAUGUAGCAUUUGGGGUGAGUAUCUUUGGGCACCUCAAGAUUUGAUUACGAUUCAGGAGUAAUAUUAGAUUAGAAAUCGAUUAUUGAUGCAUCUUAAAUGUAUAAAAGGCUCCUUCUUUGGCUUUUGACAUAUGUGGUAAUGUAUUGUGUAAUUUCAGAUUUUGGUUUGCAAUUGUUCACAGCGUGGAUGUAGAAGACUUGAUAUGUGGGAACUGAAGCAGCCUGCUAAGCGAGGUGCCUACACUACAUAGUGAGCAACAAUCCUUUUGUUUUGAUAGUUGUGCCUUUUAAAACCACGGAAUGCCCAGACACUUUGACCCCCGACCCCCAUAAGCACACAGCUCAAAGAUGUGUGAUCUAUUAAUUCAUAUCGAGCUCACAGUAUUGUCGCACAUUGUGAUAUUAUUAUCUCUCCUGAUUUAAUAAUCUACUUGCUAAUUUCCUGAGCUAGUUCCAGUUAGACUUCUGCUGAAGUGUAGGAAUUUAUUUUAUUGUUUUGCUACUUCACAUUCAAGCUAGCUUAGCGGUUAGCAUGGUUUAUCCUGUCCUGUCUUUCUGUCCCUCACUUUAUUGUGUAUGCGCCCGCACAUACACACACAGUGGAAAAUGAACUGCAAAACCUGAAAACCGCGGUUGAUAAGGGUAAAUUGUCCAGUAUUGUUGCACCCCUAGUACGAAUGCACUACACAGUUCAAAAAUAAUCUUUGAUUAACAACUAUGGUUAAUGAUGAUGUCCUUUCUGAACACACAACGACCGGCUAUGUUUAAUGUAUGUGCACAUAUAUUGACAGUCUUCUGCCCCUUCUGUAUCACUGGCUGGACUUCGCACAGAACUAUUUGUCUUUGGCGCAAUGGACAGACUACCGAGAACCCCACAGAGCAUAUAUUUGAUGAAAGAAUGUGUUGAUUUAUGCUGCCAAAUUCUCUCGCAGUGCGUGUUUGUUGAAAUGGGAAUAUUUGUUCUGAUGAAAAAUGCAGAAAGUCGGCUGAAUAAAUAAUGGGAGGAAUUUCUGAUGCCUCUCAUCACGACCAAAUUAGCAUUUGUUGUGUAUUUUGUUGCUAAAUUGUAUUUCAACAUCAUUAAAAUUGA